Molecule: messenger RNA, 762 nt
Organism: Beta vulgaris subsp. vulgaris (sugar beet)
Lineage: Eukaryota; Viridiplantae; Streptophyta; Magnoliopsida; Caryophyllales; Amaranthaceae
Exons: 2
Coding region: 1-762 (253 amino acids)
Molecular function (GO): nucleic acid binding
Source: RefSeq, a predicted model, not a curated record
AUGCAUUUUGGUGAAUUGCACAAAAAGGAUCCAAAAGGAUUAGUUUUGAAGAGUGUGGAUGCUGAAGAGUAUCUAAUGCUCAUGGCAGAAAUUCACCAAGGGUUAUGUGGUGCUCAUCAAAAUGGCUUGAAAAUGAGAUGGUUGUUGCACGAACAUGGUUUCUAUUGGCAUACUAUGAGAAAUGAUUGUAUAGAUUAUGCAAAAAGUUAUAAAAGAUGUCAGAAGUUUGUACCUAUAAGUACGGUACCAGCCUCAGAACUGAAGUACAUUCUUAAACCUUGGUCUUUCGGAGUAUGGGAAGUAGAUGUCAUAGGAGAAAUUAAUCCUGAAUCCUCUAAGAAGCAUUCAUACAUCGUAGUGGUAACUAAUUACUUCACCAAAUGGGUGGAGGCCCAGGCUUUCAAAAAGAUCAAUACUCAGGUUGUAAUAAAUUUCUUGGAAGAAAAAAUCUUUACAAUAAGAUCACAAUAUUCAGAAACCCUGACUUGUUGGACUAUCUUAAUCAAUAUAGGAUUACUAAUUAAGAUGCAUUCAACACCUUACUAUGCUCAGGCAAAUGUGAACGUAAGGUCAUCUAAGGUAGUCCAACAAAUGGUAUUUUCAGGAGAUGACUAUUCACAAGCAAUGAAUAUUGAAGUUAUGGAUGCUCUAGAAGCUAAGGAAGAAGCUUUGGCCAAAAUGAGAAUCCAAAAAGAAACGAUUGCUAGGGCUUACAACAAAAAAGUAGUGGCUAAAGACUUCCAGGAGAAUGAUAAAGUCUAG